Durotheca rogersii is the source of this 1011-nucleotide messenger RNA. RefSeq lists its product as uncharacterized. The record is from RefSeq and is a predicted model, not a curated record. Lineage: Eukaryota; Fungi; Ascomycota; Sordariomycetes; Xylariales; Xylariaceae. The coding region runs from base 147 to 923 and encodes 258 amino acids. The transcript is spliced from 4 exons.
CUCUUUACCACUCCUUUCUAUGAGGCAACUUUCCUCCGGACCACAAACCCGGCCCAACUCAUAGCCGCAAUCUUCCCGUUUGAGCAGACUGCCAUAUCAUUAAAAAGACAUUCACCCGAGGUUCAGAGCGACUCGCCAAAGGGAAAAUGGCCAUCAUCCCUGCGGUCCCCGGACUGGAAGUCACAAUCCGUCUCAACGGUAUCGAAGCAACUGAAUUCAUUGAUCCGGAUUCCUUCUACGUCUCGGACGACAGCCAGAACGAUACGAUCAUUACUGGCAGGGUUCUCGAAUAUAAUAGCACCGGAGUCUCUGUCCAUAUCAAGAUCACUGAUGAGUACGAAUGGGACCUCUCCGCCAACAGCCUCGACGUCGCCGUCUACAUGAACGGACGAUGGGCUAAGGGCACCACGUGUGGCAAGGCUGAUAUCCAGCACGGUGACUGGGAAUGUGAGAUGUCUUUGGUGGAUACUACCCACCAUAUUGGCAGUACUCAAGAGGAUUUCAAGUCUUCUCUCAUCGACUCAGCAGAGAAUAUUAAUGGAGCAAAGUACACGGGAGCCGUCGAAGGACUCGAGAAAUCCGACAUCAUUGAGGUCAAAGUCCAGAAAGCAGUUGGAGAGUCACACAACGACAACGUCCACGCCCAUUCUCCUCUCGCGGUCCCGUGCGGGUAUUCUAUUAUCACCUUUCUAUUCUCAUGCCUAACCAGAGAGGCUAUUAUGCGUAUGGGAAUCAUCCCGCGCCCUACCUACCCAAUCCGCAAAGAUCCUUAUAGCACCACUCCUGCUGCCCUACAGGGGCUCUCGCAGGAGGAGAUUGAAGCCCUAGCAUUAGAGAUGCUCCAGCAGUUCCUAACUCGAGCCCCAGAAGCAGGCAUCCGCUAUCAAUCACGAGAAAGAUCGUGUUGGGAGAGAAGAUCAUAAUCUCGAUACUACCCUACAGGAACACGUCACUCAGUACCACGGAGAAGACAACAAUGGCCUUUCUCUCGAGAAUAAGGGCAUCAAAGAG